UUCUCAAAAUCAGUUCUGUCAUUGCUUUCCAGAACUGGGACUUGCAUUGUUGCAGUAGUUGCAGUAGUUGCAGUAGUUGCCUGUUAUCCAUUUGGUUCUUUGUCUGAUAGGUGUAAACAACUAAUUCUCUGUAAAAUACACUGAGGCAAACAAUGCAACACUAGACAGAAUGAUGGUUUGAAUAAUCUCUCUAAGAGAUCUCUAAACAAUGUCCCUGAAAGGAUGUCCCCUGGUGCACUUAAAGAAAGGUAAAAAGUCACCUGUCAGUUUAUGGUCAGCAGAAUAUGCAGCUAUAUAGCAUCAACAAACAUGGCCUCAGUUUAUUUUCACAGUGUUUGAUUACUUAAAAAAAAAGAUGCAUGUUAUGCGUAUGAGAGGAAAUGUUGUUGAUGUUUUUGAAGCCGUGCUUUAUUGGUCCCCGUGGACACCUUCUCAAAUGAUCCAUAAUAGCCCCUCCUGCCUGCCUUGACCAACAAUAAGUCAAAUCCUCUGAAAUUCCAACCGUUAGAUCCUCCCAGCCCCUGCUAUUUUGAGGCGUGCUCUCUCAUAAGUCCAUAGGUCCCACCGUCUCUCGUUUUUCCUUACUCACACUCCCAUCUAACUCACCUGCCCUAUCCUUCAACAGCUCAGACACUUUUCUCAAGAUGUCCUGGAUGCAUGCAGCCCUCCUUGCGCUAGUCUCUGUGCUGCUGGCACUGUCCUGGUCUCGGGAGGCAGGCGCGGUAGCGGUCCCUGGUGAUAAGACUACCUCCAAGGCGUCUGACCUGAUCGGUUCACAGAGGGGUAAGGUAUUCAUGCAAGACGCUGAUGCCGCAGACUUCUUCAGACGCCGCCGCAGAAGGACCGCCAAGUCUCAGGAUGAAAUCAACGCUGAACAGAGACAGGUACUAGCAGCAAAUGAGAGAAAGAGGGAGUAUCAUGAGGACCAGACGAAUACGUUUGAGAGCUACGCAGAGGAGGAGGAGCACGACGACGAGAGGACCCGGGAGAGCACUGAGCAGUGGCAGCAGUUCCACUACGAUGGUCUGCAACCCACCCCAAGUGUAUAACCGCCAAUCUAAAAGGCAAAAUGCAGAAAGAGUG
Molecule: messenger RNA, 1083 nt
Organism: Esox lucius (northern pike)
Lineage: Eukaryota; Metazoa; Chordata; Actinopteri; Esociformes; Esocidae
Product: unique cartilage matrix-associated protein
Exons: 5
Coding region: 645-1049 (134 amino acids)
Biological process (GO): embryonic skeletal system development; regulation of osteoblast differentiation
Cellular component (GO): extracellular matrix
Source: RefSeq, a predicted model, not a curated record